Molecule: messenger RNA, 1326 nt
Organism: Hansenula anomala
Lineage: Eukaryota; Fungi; Ascomycota; Saccharomycetes; Phaffomycetales; Wickerhamomycetaceae
Exons: 1
Coding region: 1-1326 (441 amino acids)
Biological process (GO): transmembrane transport
Cellular component (GO): fungal-type vacuole membrane
Molecular function (GO): transmembrane transporter activity
Source: RefSeq, a predicted model, not a curated record
AUGAGUACAAAUCAUCAAAUUAGAAGCAAUCAGGAUAAUUCCUCACUACAAGUCUUGGAAGAUGUGGAAAACGGAUCUAGUAACUUAUUGUCCAAGAUCAAGAAUAGUUCUGAUGGGCUACGUAUCAUUAUAGCUGGGUUUGUUGCAAAUUUUAUGGUAUUGGGUAUCAGUUUCUCAUUUGGUGUUUUCCAAGAAUACUAUACAUCUUCAAAUGGACCUUUAAAUCAUUAUAAAGAUUCAGAAAUUGCAAUGAUAGGUACCCUUUGUAAUUCAUUGACUUAUAUGGGUGGCAUUUUCAACAAGAUUUUGCUGUAUUAUAUGAGUCCUAGAAAAGUUAUGUUUAUUGGUGCAGGAUUGAUGGGUAUUGGGUUGAUUAGUGCAAGUUUUUGUACCUCAAUGUACCAAUUCAUUCUAACCCAAGGACUUGUUAGUGGAGUUGGGUCAAGCUUCUUGUUCAUGCCUCCUGUUGUUUGUGCACCUAUGUUUUUCAAUAAGAAUAGAGCUAUUGCCAUGGGAUUUUUGUUUAGUGGGUCAGGGUUUGGAGGUUUGGGAAUGGCAACUUUGACUAGAUUUUUAAUCACAAAUGUUGGUUGGAAAUGGUGCUUGAGAACUUUGGGUCUUAUGGGUUUAGUAUGUGGUGUUGGAUCAGGUAUGUUGGUAAAGAUACCAGAUCAAGUGAAUGAACAAUUCCAAUUCAACAGUAAGAAAAUUCUUAGUAUUUCUCAGUUGAAAUCAUGGAAAGUCUGGCUACAAUUAUCAGCUUCACUCUUACAAUCUGCAGGGUAUCUAAUCCCUCUGAUUUAUAUGUCAAGGUAUGGAAGAACUCUUGGAUUUUCCAAUAGUCAAGGUGCUAUGUUUAUCGGUGUUAAUAACGCCAUCAAUGCAGUGUUCAAGAUACUUUUAGGCUUAGCAGCAGACAGGAUAGGAAGACUUAAUAUGAUCAUAGCGUGCAGUGUUUUGAGUUCAAUCACAGUUUUCACAUUAUGGAUGAUUUCGUCUAGAGACACGUUCAUUUCAUUUGUUGUUCUAUAUGGGGUGUUUUCUGGUGCAAUCAUCUCGCUUUUACCAACAUGUCUCGUUGAGUUAUUUGGAGCUUCAAGAUACCAAUCUCUAAGUGGACUUAUGUAUUUCAGUAGAGGUAUUGGAACACUACUGGGCUCACCGUUAGCUGGGUUGAUGAUAGCUAAUGGAGGUCGCGUGAGUCGGGAUUAUAAAAACUCGAUUAUUUACGAUGGAGCUUUGCUUCUUGCGAGCACAAUAUGUCUUAUUGGAUUAAGAGCAAGAGCCACGUUAGAUAGAGGCUGGAAGUCUUCGAUUAAAAUGUGA